This is a messenger RNA of Haemonchus placei, 804 nucleotides long. The record is from the annotation of a GenBank genome assembly. Lineage: Eukaryota; Metazoa; Nematoda; Chromadorea; Rhabditida; Trichostrongylidae.
AUGAGCUUUGAACCAGAUGAAGUUGAGGCAGCCCUGAAAGGAAAAGUCAUUGACGGAUGGUCUAUUGAGAGUUCCCUAGGAAGCGGAGCAAAUGGAAUUGUACUAAUGUGUAAGAAAGGUUCAACAAAAGCGGUAAUGAAGUUAGCUCUAUCGACUUAUGCAGCGUCAAGUCUCGAAUGGGAAAGUCUUGUGAUGGAUCGAAUUAUCGGAAGGCACAAUGCUGAAGACCGUACCGUGCAUUUAGUUCGAAAACUGGGAAGUGGUACUGCUCAAGUUACUAUAGGAGCAAAGACUGCUGAACUCGCGUACGUGCUAAUGGAAUGUUUACCCGGAAAUCCGGUACCAAUCAUUGGAAAUCUUCAAGGAGAAGAGCAGACAUUGAAAAUCAUCGAGUACGGCUUACAACUGCUGAAGGCAAUCUACGACAUGCAUCAAUGUGGCUUUAUCCAUCGUGACAUCAAGCCCGAAAACGUCGGAAUGUACGAAGUAAGCCCUCCAUCCUUACAAAUCGUUCGAGUUCUUGUCAACGGGACUGCGUUGACGAAGAAUAAUAUCGUGGUCAUGUACGAUAUGGGUAUGGCACGGGCGUAUCUGGAUGAAAAUGGCCAACACCGACCACCUCGUUCUCAUGCUGGCAUGAGAGGCACGGAGGAAUGGAGCAGUUUAAAUGCAGAAACCGGUCGAGAUCAGGGUCGAGUUGAUGAUUUAUGGGGAUGGCUGUACUGCCUCAAUGAGUGGGUGAACUGUCGAAGUCAAAAGCCGCAAGUGUGGUCAGCCUACGACAAAGAACCGAACAUUCGGUAA